AUGAUUUCCCUUUUCCUUCACCUUGCUCUUUUUCUAGAGCUCGUUUCGUCUCUCAACAUCCCAACACAGAAUAACGAGAGGGGUCCAGCAUUACUCAACUUGGUAGCAGCGCCUCAUAACGUUCCCGUAUCCAAAGUUCGACGACAAGGUUCUCAACUCCAGUCAAGAGGCUUGCACAGAAGACAUGAAUCAAACAGCACUCUAAUCCGCCCCACCAACUCUAAUCUCCAAUAUGCAGUCGAGGUCAAAUUUAAUGGGGUUCCUCGCUACUUGCUACUCGAUACUGGUAGCUCUGACACAUGGAUGUUUGCCGAAGAUUUCCAAUGCAAAAACGCAAAUGGGACUUCUGUUCCACAAUCUCAAUGUAAAAUCGGCCAGCCCUACACGGGAGAAGGUCUCGAUAUUAUCAAGGGGGAGACUUUCUCUAUUAUCUAUGGCAAUAAUGAAAACCCCACUGGCCCAAUGGGGUACGCAGAUGUUUCAGUUGCCGGUCUAACUGUCGAAGGUCAACAAGUUGCAUUGGUCGACAAUGGAUACUGGCAGGGUGACGGUGUUCUCAGCGGCGUUUUCGGUAUUGGUGAUCGUGGUCUGACGUCUGCCUAUACUCCUGGCUCUGAUCUGCCUCAUGAGUAUACACCUAUCUUCGAGUCCCUGUAUAACACAACCAGACAGGUCAAUCCUCUCUUUAGUUUGGCUCUACAGCGAGGGGAGGCUGGAGGCUACUUGGCACUGGGUGGCCUUCCACCAGUAGACUUUAAACCAGAUUUUGUGACCACCAAGAUGUUGGGCAUCCCCUAUGGAACAGAGGGGGGAACACGUGCUUUUUACUCAAUCGAAGCUCCGGGGUAUACGCUGAAUGGGAAGACGCAUAAUGAAAGCUUCUUCGCGAUUGUUGAUAGCGGGACAUUUGUCAAUCGAUUCCCGACUGAUGCUGCAGAUAAAAUUAACGCUGCAUUUAACCCACCUGCAAUAUACAUCCCAUCAGCAGAUUUUUACGUAACUUCAUGCAAUGCCACAGUCCCAUCUUUCGGUAUCAGUAUCGGAGACAAAACAUUCCAGAUAAACCCCACCGAUAUGUGGUUGGUAGACGAGCCUACUGGCCUGUGUGCGACAAGUAUUACUCGUGGAUUUCCUCUAAGCAAGGACAGCUAUCCAGAUGGGUUAUAUGUUCUUGGAGAUGUUUUCUUGCAUAAUGUGGUGGUUGUUUUUGAUGUGGGCAAUAAGCAGAUGCACUUUGCACCCCAUACUAAGUAUUAG
Molecule: messenger RNA, 1257 nt
Organism: Talaromyces proteolyticus
Lineage: Eukaryota; Fungi; Ascomycota; Eurotiomycetes; Eurotiales; Trichocomaceae
Product: aspartic peptidase domain-containing protein
Exons: 2
Coding region: 1-1257 (418 amino acids)
Biological process (GO): proteolysis
Cellular component (GO): fungal-type vacuole
Molecular function (GO): aspartic-type endopeptidase activity
Source: RefSeq, a predicted model, not a curated record